UCUCUCUCUUUCCGUCGCCGACGAAGGAAGUGAAGAACCCUGAGGUCCCAAGUUUUAAUGGGCUCCUCCAAGGUUUAAUCAUCAAACCCACAAACGAUCUAACUUCCUCCUGAUGCUCCUACGUUCGCCGGCACGCCAUGUCGCCUUUCAGAUGCUUCUUCUCCACUCUCCUCGCAGAUUCUCCGACGCCUCUAGAUCCUUACGCCGCCAUCUCCGAGCAGGACAACACGCCCGAAUCCCACCCGAACUAAUCGAACGUGUCUCCCGUCUCCUCGUCCUCGGAAGGUACGAUGCUCUCCACGACCUCUCCCUCGACUUCUCCGACCGCCUCCUCAACUCCCUCCUCCGCGCCUCCCGCCUCCACCCUGAAGCCUGCCUCGAGGUCUUCUCUCUAGCCUCAAAGCAGCAGACUUUCCGACCCGAUUACAAGUCCUACUGCAAAAUCGUCCACAUCUUGUCCAGAGCCAGGAUGCACGACCGGACUCGAGCUUACCUACGCGAGCUCGUGGGACUCAACCACUCGUGCUACCUCGUCUGGGACGAGCUCGUCCGCGUCUUCAAGAGCUUCCGCUUCUCUCCCACCGUCUUCGACAUGGUGCUGAAGGUUUACGCGGAGAAGGGUCUGGUGAAGGAAGCUCUCCACGUGUUUGAUAACAUGGGUGGGAGAGGACUUGGGAGAGUGCCUAGCUUGCUGUCUUGUAACAGUCUGUUGAGUUGUUUGGUUAGGAAAGGUGAGAGCUUUGUGGCGCUGCGGGUCUACGAUCAGAUGAGGAGUCUUGGUGUUUCUCCGGAUGUGUUUACUUGCAGCAUCGUUGUGAAUGCGUACUGUAGAGAGGGAGAAGUGGAGAGAGCGAUGGAGUUUGCUGAAGAGAUGGAGAUGAAUGUGGUGACUUUUAAUAGUUUGGUUAAUGGUUAUGCUGUGAGUGGGGAUUUGGAGGGAGUGGCGAGAGUGUUGGGGUUGAUGUCUGAGAGAGGGGUUUCUAGGAACGUUGUUACUUAUACUUCGUUGAUCAAGUGUUAUUGUAAAAAAGGUUUGAUGGAAGAAGCUGAGAAGGUGUUUGAAUCUGUGGAGGAAGCGGAUCAGCCUGUGUACGGUGUGUUGAUUGAUGGAUAUUGCCGCAGUGGUAAAGUCAGUGAUGCUGUUAGAGUUCAUGAUGAGAUGUUGAGGAAGGGAGUGAGAACGAAUGAGACCAUUUGCAACUCCUUGAUCAAUGGUUAUUGCAAAGCUGGUCGAUUAGUUGCAGCGGAGAGAAUGUUGAUGCGGAUGAAAGAGUGGAGCUUGAAACCGGAUCAUUAUACUUACAACACCCUUGUGGACGGGUACUGCCGGGCUGGUCACGUCGACGAGGCUUUAAAGCUCUGUGAUCGAAUGUGCGAGAAAGAAGUUGUGCCAACGGUUAUGACUUACAAUACUCUUCUAAAAGGCUUUAGCCGAGUCGGUGCUUAUCACGAAGUUUUAAACCUUUGGAAGACGAUGACGAAAAGAGGUGUGAGCGGCGAUGAGGUUAGCUGUAGCACUCUUCUCGAAGCGUUGUUCAAGCUCGGCGAUUUUGAUGAAGCCAUGAAGCUUUGGGAGAACGUCUUAGCGAGAGGUCUUUUGACAGAUACGGUAACCUUGAACGUGAUGAUAAGCGGGCUAUGUAAAAUGGAGAAGGUCAACGAAGCAAGAGAGAUUCUAGACAGUGUUAAAACGUUCAGAUGUAAACCUGAUGUGCAAACGUAUCAAGCUUUGAGCCACGGUUACUACAAAGCCGGAAAAUUAAAAGAAGCUUUUGAGGUUAAAGAUUAUAUGGAGAGUAAAGGAAUGUUCCCCACAAUAGAGAUGUACAGCACUCUGAUAUCUGCUGCCUUCAAGUGUAGACAUUUGAAUAAAGUAACGGAUCUUGUAACGGAGCUACGUGCAAGAGGGUUAACUCCUACUGUUGCUACGUACGGAGCUCUCAUCACGGGCUGGUGCAAUACCGGAGCGAUGGAUAAAGCCUACGCCACGUGUUUAGAGAUGAUAGAGGAAGGUGGGAUUGAAGUGAAUGUGAAUAUCUGCAGCAAGAUUGCGACAAGUUUGUUUCGGCUUGGCAAGAUCGACGAGGCUUGUUUGCUGUUGCGUAAGCUUGUGGAUUUUGAUCUUCUUCUCCCUGGUUACCAGAGCUUCAAAGAGUUUCUUAGUCCCGGUGCUGCUACUACUACGUGUGUUAAAACACAGAAGAUCGCUGAUUCUGUUGCGAAUAGUACUACUACUCCUAAGAAGGUCUUAGUCCCCAACAACGUUGUGUACAACGUUGCUCUAGCAGGUCUGUGUAAAGCUGGGAAACUCAAGGAAGCUCGAAAACUCUUCUCGGAGUUGAUACUGCGCGAGGGGUUUAGUCCUGACGAAUACACGUACACGAUCUUGAUUCAUGGAUGUGCUGUCGAUGGUGAUGUUAACGAAGCGUUCAACCUUAGGGAUGAGAUGUCUGUGAAAGGUAUUACUCCUAACGUUGUUACGUACAAUGCGUUGAUAAAAGGCUUGUGCAAGUCAGGGAAUCUAGAUCGAGCUCAGAGGCUUUUGCGUAAGCUUCCACAUAAAGGGAUAACUCCUAAUGCGAUUACCUAUAACACAAUUAUUGAUGGACUGAUGAGAAGUGGUUGUUCGGAUGAAGCCAUGCGUUUAAAAGACAAAAUGGUUGAAAAAGGAUUGGUUAGAGGAGGAGUAUCUUAUAAACAAGGUGAUGGUGAUGAGAAGGUUAACCAGGUUUUGGAUCCGGUAAUCAAAUCAGGGAUUAGUAGUAGACAGAUGGAAGAGGAUUCAGAUGAGGUUUAUGAUGUUAGGAUAGUUUCCAGAGUAUAAGUAUGGUGUCGAAACUUGUGAGAAUCUUUCAAACCAUCACUUCAAUGUUGCCAUGAGUGAUGAUGUGAAACAGGAAUGGACGCUACUACGAAUAUCAUUUGGAUGUGCGCUUGUAUACUUGAAGGAAACAGUCUAAGAUCAUUGAAGUUGAGUCAUAUUCAUGAAGACUGAAGUGUCAAGCAGCUCCCUGAACCCUAACACAAGGCUUCAGGUACGCAUGGACUACACUUGUUCAAGAAUCCAAAUAGUGAAUAUGAAACUGUUCAUUAGAAGUCUUUUAGACUGUGACAAGACUGAAGAACUGACAAUUGUAAGUCGCCGGUUUUGAUAAGAUAAGAUAAGAUGAUCAACAGAUCAAACCAGUGAGCUCUCUGUUUCACAGUUGUUCCUUCCGAAAGACUUUGUGGGGUCAUGUACGAUUGUAAUGGUUAAUGUAACAACUGUAAUAAACGUGAUUGAUUAAUAACUAAGUUGCUUCAUACCAA
Raphanus sativus (radish) is the source of this 3309-nucleotide messenger RNA. RefSeq names its product putative pentatricopeptide repeat-containing protein At1g19290. The record is from RefSeq and is a predicted model, not a curated record. Gene Ontology annotation, molecular function: protein binding. The transcript has a single exon. Lineage: Eukaryota; Viridiplantae; Streptophyta; Magnoliopsida; Brassicales; Brassicaceae. The coding region runs from base 113 to 2824 and encodes 903 amino acids.